Sinocyclocheilus grahami is the source of this 1070-nucleotide messenger RNA. RefSeq names its product transmembrane protein 88-like. NCBI's taxonomy places the organism in Eukaryota, Metazoa, Chordata, Actinopteri, Cypriniformes, Cyprinidae. The transcript has 2 exons. Gene Ontology annotation, cellular component: plasma membrane. The record is from RefSeq and is a predicted model, not a curated record. The coding region runs from base 1 to 507 and encodes 168 amino acids. Gene Ontology annotation, molecular function: PDZ domain binding.
AUGUGUGGAAUGACGGUGCUUUUAGAUGAUGGUGGAGGUGAUGAAGACUUUGACGUGGGUGACGGGAUCCGGAUGCUGCCGCCUCCUCCGGCUCAGUGUGACGGCGGGGUCUGGGGGGCCCGGCGGGGCCACUGCGGGUGUGUGCUGUGGACGCUGCUGCUGCUGCUGUGGAAUGUCCUGCUGCUGCUGGGGUGUGUGGGGCUGAUGGUCCUGAUCUUCAGUCUCAUUCUGCUGCCUGCCGCCCUGCUGCUGUACGCCGGCUUCCUGUGCCAUUCACGGGUUGUGGCUUCUCAGGCUGCUCUCUGCCAUUACCUUGACGACAACAGUUGCUCUGCCCUCAUCAUCCUGGGCUUUGUCAUGAUGUCUCCGCUGGUUGUGGUUGCUGCUGCCACGUUCUGCGCUCUUCUCAGGCGGCUCCACCUUCUCUUAUAUUUUCAGCCAAUCGCAGAAGCUCGGUACCAAGGGCGGGGCUUGGGCUGGAGGCGGGACAUCCAUGCCUGGGUUUGACUGACAGACGCACCCACCAUUCUUAGGUCAGCGUCCGAGGUGACCUUUAGCAGCAUAGUGUAAAGGUCAAAGGGUGAAUGAUGUCACAGGACAGCGACGGCGUUACCGUAACUCUAUAGAAACAUAAUCAUGUAAAGUGUGUAACACAAUGUAUAUAAUAUAUCCCUGAAUGACCAAAAUAUAACUCUGGAAAUGUUUUUAAGAGAAUCCUGUUUCAGCCAAUUCAAUCUUUUCACAUGAUUGAGAAAUUGAUGCAAAAUUCAAGAGUAAGUGUUACUGUUACCAUAUUAUAUUAUAUGACUACUUUAUUUCCGCACAUGCUAGAUUCGUUAAGUCUGUUUGCGCGCAAUAUAUGACGAUGCUCUGUGCGACGCGAUCACACAAAUGCACAUCAUCACAAUGAAAAAUAUUUCUUUGUUCUGAAGAAAACCAAGGUGUUACAGACUUCUAUGUAACGCGAUUUGAGUGUUACCAAACUGACGUUUCGUGGUUUAUGAAUAAGUGUAGUAGUUUAGAGAUGAGCUUUCUCGCUCAUGUCGAUGUUUAUAUUGGUUGGUCAGCUG